ACAUCUCCACAUACACACGGAAGACUCAGUCCGACAACCGCAAACAUGAUUAUCUACAAAGACUUGAUCACCGACGACGAGCUCAUCUCCGACUCGUACGACCUCAAGGAGAUCGACGGAAUCGUGUACGAGGCCGACUGCAAGAAGAUCACCAUUGGUGACGACAACAUCGACAUUGGCGCCAACCCUUCCGCCGAGGAAGCCGACGAGGGCACCGAGAGCAAUGCUCAAACCGUUCUCGAUGUCGUCCACUCUUUCCGCCUGAACGAGACCCAAUUCGACAAGAAGCAAUAUCUCAGCCAUCUCAAGACCUACAUGAAGAAGGUGAAGGAGGCCAUGAAGGCCAACGGCGCCAGCGACGAGACCGUGGCCGAGUUCGAGAAGGGUGCUUCCGGAUUCGCAAAGAAGGUCAUUGGCAACUUCAAGGAUUACGAGUUCCUCAUCGGCGAGAACAUGGACCCCGACGGCAUGGUUGUCCUGCUCAACUACCGCGAGGAUGGUGUGACCCCAUACGUUACUGUCUGGAAGCACGGUCUCAAGGAGAUGAAGGUUUAAGCGAACACACGAUACACCACGCGAGGAGUUUGGGGAGAAAAGCGGCCAACAUUACCAUGGUGUUGAGCAAUUUACGUCUAGAGCCGAGAGGACCAAGACCAAGAUCAUACUAUACCAUGAAUU
Molecule: messenger RNA, 678 nt
Organism: Zymoseptoria tritici IPO323
Lineage: Eukaryota; Fungi; Ascomycota; Dothideomycetes; Mycosphaerellales; Mycosphaerellaceae
Product: microtubule/calcium-binding protein TCTP
Exons: 3
Coding region: 46-555 (169 amino acids)
Cellular component (GO): cytoplasm
Molecular function (GO): calcium ion binding
Source: RefSeq, a predicted model, not a curated record